Molecule: messenger RNA, 1689 nt
Organism: Xenopus tropicalis (tropical clawed frog)
Lineage: Eukaryota; Metazoa; Chordata; Amphibia; Anura; Pipidae
Product: E3 ubiquitin/ISG15 ligase TRIM25
Exons: 1
Coding region: 1-1581 (526 amino acids)
Biological process (GO): antiviral innate immune response
Cellular component (GO): cytoplasm
Molecular function (GO): zinc ion binding
Source: RefSeq, a predicted model, not a curated record
AUGGCGACUGCUGAUCUGAGAGACGAGCUGAGCUGCUCCAUCUGCCUGAGCGUUUAUACCGAUCCGGUAACCCUGCCCUGUGGGCAUAACUUCUGCCAUGGCUGUAUUGGGGGGCUGCUGGAUACCCAGGAGGGGUCGGGGGGUUAUUCCUGCCCUGAAUGCAGAGCAAAGUUUCAGGAGCGCCCUGCCCUACAGAGGAACACAACUCUGGGUAACUUAGCAGAACUAUUCUUUUCUACUCACCCAGAGCAUGAUGGGACUGGGAUCUACUGCACUUACUGUAUUAACUCUCCGGUACCUGCUGCUAAAUCCUGUAUCCUGUGUGAGGCUUCUCUGUGCGAUGCCCACGUGAGGGUCCAUAGCAAGUCUGCAGAACAUGUACUGACGGAACCCACCGCCCUGGAGAACAUUAAAUGUUCUGUACAUCACAAGUUUCUGGAGUAUUACUGCUGUGAGGAUGGGGCCUGUAUCUGUGUGUCCUGCUGCCUGGCCGGGGAGCACCGGGGCCACAGGGUGGAGCUGCUGAGUGAGGCCUCUGAGAAGAAGAAAGAAACACUGAGGAAAGUUCUGGAGAACCUGAGCCCAGAGAGAGAGGAGACUGAGAGAGGAGCCCAAAGGCUGCUGGAGAGCUGGAGAGAAGUGGAAGAAAAAGCAGCCGCUGAGACAGAGAGAGUCACUGCCCUGUUUAGGGGCAUCAGGGAAGAGCUGGAAGCCCUAGAGAAGCGACUCCUGAGUGACAUCUCCAGGCAGAAAGAGGAGCUUUUUAUCCAACUCCAUGACCUGAUCCAACAGCUGGAGAUAAAGAGGGACGAGCUGUCCAGGAAGAUCCGUCACAUUGAGGAGCUGUGCAACAUGGCAGCUCCACUCACUGUCCUACAGGGACAAUGGGAAUCCCUUGCCUUCUGUGGGGCUGAGGGGGCAGAUACUGAGGGCAGAGAGAGGGAGGGUAUAAAGGUCCUGGCUGUAGGGGAUCUGGAUAUGGACCUGGUCUUUGGCACAUUAACUAGAGGCCUCGCUGGCAUUGGGGCUGGGAUUAAAGGAAAGAUCUAUGGACAUGAAGCUACAAACCUGUUACUGGAUACAGACACACUGGGGAAAUACGUAUCAGUAUCGGGGGGCAGGAAAUCGAUAUCCCAUUCCCGUACCGACCAGCAUCGCCCCCCAACCCCGGGAAGGUUCCAGCGCUAUCCUCAGGCUUUAACCUCCCACAGGUUCAGAUCAGGGCAACAUCACUGGGAAGUGGAGGGGAGUAAAUUGGGGGGCUGGGGGGUAGGAGUGGCCUAUCCCAGUAUAGAGAGAGGGGGGUACGAUUCCUUCCUUGGGGAUAAUGACAAGUCCUGGGCUUUGUACCGAUGGGAUAAUAAAUACUCAGUGAGAUAUAACAGGGGAGAAACCCAGUUACCCCACAUCCCUUAUUGUGGGAAAAUCAGGAUCUCAUUGGACUAUGAGGCCGGACGCCUGUCCUUCUAUGAGCUGAGUGAGCCAAUCAGGCACUUACACACCUUCUCCGCCUCCUUCGCUGAGCCCCUACAUGCGGCAAUUGGGGUAUGGAAUGAUGCCUGGGUGAGAAUCAUGAGUUAGGGCCCUGCCCAAUGCCCCCCAGGAACGCCAUUCCCAGAGCCACACGUGGCCCUAACAUGGUAGGGAUGGAAGUCAACGCCUCCUUCACUGAGCCCCUUCAUGCUGCAU